Messenger RNA from Achroia grisella, 1466 nucleotides. Its product is annotated as SAC3 domain-containing protein 1. Gene Ontology annotation, biological process: spindle assembly; centrosome duplication. Bases 231 to 1364 code for a protein of 377 amino acids. The transcript has 7 exons. The record is from RefSeq and is a predicted model, not a curated record. Lineage: Eukaryota; Metazoa; Arthropoda; Insecta; Lepidoptera; Pyralidae. Gene Ontology annotation, cellular component: nucleus; spindle; centrosome.
UGUCAAUCAGUUUAGUUUUUUGAAAUUGUAUUUAUUUUCUUUGACUUUUGAAAAGUUCAUGCGUUGUUUCAAACUAUACAUUUUAUUAGUUUAAAACAAAAAGUAAUGUUUCUUUCAAUAUAUACAGGUAUCAGAUAUUUCUUAAAUAAUUGAUUAAUUGUUUUUAUUUUUUUUUUCCACGUAUGUGAAAUUUCACAUCUAUUUAUCAGGUAAUUAUUAACUAUAAUAAAAUGUCCUCUUAUUUUGACUAUUUUUGUGAAAAUGUAAACAGUAAUAAAGCAGCAUGCAGCGACAAGAUUCUUGGGAUAUGCUAUUCUAUGUGUCCACAGACUGAAGUUACUUUAAGAGAAAAAGAGGGUCUAGUACAUGUAUUAGAAGUGUUUGGACCUGAAAGAAAACUGGUAAAAUGCUACAGCAGAUCAGCAGCGGAUUCCAAUAUGGCAAUACCGAGCAUCCUUCGACCAUAUAAUGUCCUGAGGAACACUGUUGAUUAUUUAGUACUUGAUGUUACCAGGAGAGCUGAUGUCCCAACGUCAACCAUUUAUGACUUUGUCAAUGAUCGACUUAGAGCCGUCCGUCAGGAUAUGACCAUUCAGAGGCUGCCACCGGAACAAUGUGUUCAGUUACUUGAACCUAUGAUUAGGUUUUAUGUCUACUUUGGAUACAAAUUGUGCGAGCAGCCACUGAGUGACUACGAUCCUGUACUCAACCAAAAGUACUUAUUGGAAUGCAUGAAAUGGUUUUUAAGUUGCUAUGAAAAUAUACAACAGGCUGAGGACAACACUAACAUUAAUGACAUUAGCACAUCCUUAUCAAGUUUAGAAAUAAAUAAUAGAUAUUUAAAGAAGUUGACCUGUGACAGGGAGUUGAUGGAGAGUCUAUAUAUAUUGUGCAAUUUGGACGAUCUGCACCCGUUGUAUCGCUAUUUCAAGUUACCCAAGGAUAUAAAGAGCAACCGAGCAGUGAAGUUAGCAUAUAAAAUAGCAAUAGCAAAUUUAAAGGGGAACUAUGCACAAGUAUGCAAUAUGCUGAGUCAAUUGUGUCCUCUAACAUACUGUGCUAUCUCUGUGUAUUUGCCUACAAUACAGAGGCGCGCUCUGCAAGUGCUGAGCCAUGGAUACAACAGCAAGCAGUUGACAGUGCCCACUGCUGUAGUCCGACAGUGGUUGAGGUUCCCCAGUGACGCAAACGUGAUCGAUAUAUGCAAGUACUACGGAUUACACGCUGAGGGACCUACUGUACGGUUCUGCAAGGCAGACUUCAAAACGGAUGUGACUACUCAUCAACCAAGAAAAUUAUUUUUACACGAGAAAUCAUUGAAAUUAGAUGUUGAAAAUAUUUUUACCUACAACACCGAAAAGUAGCAAGUUUCUACAAAAUAAGUACGGUUGUUAACACUGGACUGCUGUGAUAUUAGUGUUUAAUAAAAAUAAAACUACAUUAAAUAUUAUAAAGGACUCCUUUAU